Messenger RNA from Xenia sp. Carnegie-2017, 1221 nucleotides. Its product is annotated as putative nuclease HARBI1. Lineage: Eukaryota; Metazoa; Cnidaria; Anthozoa; Malacalcyonacea; Xeniidae. The coding region runs from base 1 to 1221 and encodes 406 amino acids. The record is from RefSeq and is a predicted model, not a curated record. The transcript has a single exon.
AUGAGUCCUGAACGAUUGGAGCAUUUGUUAAGUUUAGUUGCACCAUAUAUGAAGAAACGAAGUUGCCGGAGUAGAGAAACAAUCUCAAUUAAACAAAGAUUGGUGGUUACACUACGAUAUCUUGCCACAGGUGACUCACAAGAAUCCCAAUUAUUCAAUUUUCGAAUUGGUAGAAGCACAGUGUGUAUGAUCAUAAGAGAAGUUUGUGAUGCAAUUUGGAAAGCAUUACGAGAUGAGUACUUGAAGCUUCCCAAGUCAGAAAGGGAAUGGCAUGGUGUUGCAGAAGAGUUUCUUCAGGAAUGGGGGUUCCCUCAUUGUAUUGGAGCUAUCGAUGGAAAGCAUGUAAACAUCGACUGUCCCGAAAAUGCUGGAUCUCUCUUUUACAACUAUAAAAAUUAUCACAGUACUGUGAUCAUGGCGAUUUGUGAUGCAAAGUAUAGGUUUUUAUUUGUGGACAUUGGAAGCUACGGGCGUGACAAUGAUGCAGCUAUAUUUUCACAAACUGAGAUAAAUAAAAAAAUAGAAAAUGGGCAACUUGGCAUACCAGGACCGUCUAUGGUUAGUGAAUAUAUGUUGCCUUAUGUUAUCACUGGAGAUGACAUUUUUCCGUUGAAAACCUGGUUGAUGAAACCAUUUCCUGGAAAAGGUCUUACUCAAGAACAAGCUAUAUUUAAUUAUCGAUUGUCUAGAUGCAGACGAACCAUUGAAAACACCUUUGGAAUACUGGCAGCUAGGAGGAGAAUUUAUAGACGACCAAUUCGAGCUGCAAUUACAACUGUAGAUCUUAUUGUUCAAGCAACUGUAUGCUUGCAUAAUUAUUUGUCAUUAACUCAAAACGCAUAUUAUAUUCCAAAAGGUUUUGUUGAUGCUGAAGAUGGAUCUGGGAAUAUUAUUAAUGGGGAAUGGAGACACAUCACGCAAGGGGAUGAGAGCACUUUGCAAGCAGUUCGACGAGUUGGGAGCAAUUCUUAUUCAUUUACUGCAAAGUCUGUGAGAGAGCAUUAUUGUGAAUAUUUUAACAGCAACAAUGGAGCCUUGCCCUGGCAGCUAGAUUAUGUUAGAUACUGUGGAAAAAGAUGCCGAAAUGUUUAUCAGCUAAAUAUAAAUUUGCAAAAUACAAUAUUUGGGUCUAUAUGUAAUCCUGAAAACCCUAAUGUAAAGGGAGGAAUUUGUAAACAAGCAAUAAUAAUUCAUCUAUUUAAAGUUCUUAACUUCUUUUAA